UUAGGGUUGACUCUGUGUGAUUUUUUAAAUGAUCUUAUUGUUUUCUUGGAAACUGGGGAAUUCCAUGAACAACACUGGGAAUUAUAUCUUGCAGAUGCUUUCAGCGCUUUUUUUUAAUCGGUUGAAGUCCUCGUCUAUUGAAGCCCUCUCUUCCUCUAAAACGAGACUGAAAAGUUUGAGCGUAGCCGCUUCUGGGAAAUGUUUGCUACUGAAAUACACAUGGACUUUUAACAUACUUACAUUGUAUCUUCCCAGGUAUUAAUGUUAGUCUGACUGGUCUGCAGUUUCCUGGAUUUGUUUCCCCCUCCCUCUUUUGAAGAUGGGAACCGCAUCAGCUUUUUUCCAGUCUGGUAGUUCCUGGUAAUUCAAGAUCUUUGAAAGAUAUGGUUCAGUGGUUCUGAGAUCACAUCUGCCAGCUUCCUUCAGAACUGUGGCAUGUAACCUAUCAGGUCCUGGUGAUUUGAAGUUGUCUAGAGCAGACAGACAAAGAGGAUACCAGGAAGAGAAUGCCAGACAAGUGAGAAUCUAAACCAGCAUUAAAAAAGAAAGAAAAUGAAGCCAGCAUUGAAAGUCGUUUCCGCCUCCUCCAGAAAACUACAAAAUUCUUCGUCCUCAGGAAGGUGUCAGACAAAGGAGAGAAUAACGGGAAGAUAAUUUUGAGCUGGAAAAAACUGAGUCUGGGGAACUCAAGGAAACACCCCCGAAAAAGGUAAAGAGGGGAUAAUUUGCAAAUUCAGAAAAAGGGAAAUAAUCCAGAAAUCAGUGGGAAGGAAGAGAUCAGUUCUAAAAUGACAUUGGACAGCCAGUCAUGCAAGCCUUGCCCUGUUAAGAAAGCAUAGCUUGAAUGAAAGCAACAUCCAAGAAGGGAUCCAAAAUAUUUUUGACCUUGAGAAUCCAAAAAUACCAUUAGUGGAAAAGCACCAUAUAUAUGCAGAUGUGGGAAAUGUACAGAUUGCAGAUCACACCUGAUUAUACACAAGAGGAACCGCACUGAAGAAAAGCCCACCCUCUGUCCUCAGUGUGGCACAAGCUUUAGGAAACAUGCUACCCUACUGACACAAAAGAGGCCUGAAAUGGGGGAGAAAUCAUUUGGUUGUUCUGAUUGUGGGAAAACUUUCAGUCGGAAUUCUCACCUGGUAACACACCAGAGGACACACACAGGAGAGAAACCCUUUGAGUGUCCAGAUUGUGGGAAAGGCUUCAGUCAAAAUUCCCACCUGGUGACACACCAGAGAAUUCACACAGGAGAGAAACCGUAUGAGUGUUGGGAUUGUGGAAAAAGUUUCAGUCGGAAUUCCCACCUGGUGACACACCAGAAGACUCACACAAGGCAAAAAGUGUAUGAGUGUCCAGAUUGUGGGAAAGGUUUCAGUCACAAUUCCAACCUGGUGAUACACCAGAGGACUCAUACAGGAGAGAAACCAUAUGAGUGUCCCAAUUGUGGGAAAAGUUUCAGUCGUUUCAGUCAUAUUUCCAUCCUGAUGAUACAUCAGAGGACUCACACAGGGGAGAAACCAUAUGAGUGUCCGGAUUGUGGAAAAAGUUUCAGUCAGAAUUCUGCCCUUGCAGUACAUCAGAGGAUUCACACAGGAGAAAAACCCUAUGAAUGUUCAGAUUGUGGGAAAAGUUUCAGUCAUAAUUCCAAUCUUGUGAAACACCAGAGGACUCACAGAGGGGAGAAACCAUAUGAGUGUCCAGACUGUGGGAAAGGUUUCAGUCAUAAUUCCAACCUGAUGACACACCAGAGGACUCACACAGGAGAGAAACCAUAUGAAUGUUCCAAUUGCGGGAAAAGUUUCAGUCAGAAUUCCAACCUUGUUAAACACCUGAGGACUCAUAAUCCGGAGAAACGGUAUGAGUGUCCAGAUUGUGGGAAAUGUUUCUUUCGUAAUUCCAACCUGAUGAUACACCAGAGGGCUCACAGAGGAGAGAAACCCUUUGAAUGUCCUGAUUGUGGGAAAAGUUUUAGUAAUAAUUCCAACCUUGUAAAACACCAGAGAACUCACACUGGAGAGAAACCCUAUGAGUGUCCAGAUUGUGGGAAAAGUUUCAAUCAGAAUUCCAACCUGAUGAUACACCAGAGGACUCACACAGGGGAGAAACCGUAUGAAUGUCAGGACUGUGGAAAAUGUUUCAGUUGGUAUUCUGGACUGGUGAUACAUCAGAGGACUCACACAGGGGAGAAGCCAUAUGAAUGUCCUGACUGUGGGAAAGGUUUCAGUACUAGGACUAACCUUAUAAAUCAUGUAGGCUUACACACAGGUGAGAAACCUUUCAAGUGCCCAGAGUGUGGAAAGUGCUUCUCACAAACGUCUACCCUUAUUAAACACCAGAGGACUCACAUGGGGGAGAAACCAUAUGAGUGUCUAGAUUGUGGGAAAACUUUCAGUCGGAAUUCUCACCUGGUGAUACACCAGAGGACUCACACAGGGGAGAAACCAUAUGAGUGUCCGGAUUGUGGAAAAGGUUUCAGUCGGAAUUCCAAUCUGACGAUACAUCAGAGGAUUCACACAGGAGAGAAACCAUAUGCGUGUUCAGACUGUGGCAAAAGUUUCAGUCAGAAUUCCAACCUGGUGAUACACCAGAGGAUGCACACAGGACAGAAACCGUAUGAGUGUCCAGAUUGUGGGAAAGGUUUCUGUCAGAAUUCUGACUUGGUAAUACAUCAGAGGACACACACAGGAGAAAGACCAUAUGAAUGUCCAGAUUGUGGAAAAAGUUUCAUUCAGAAUUCUGACCUAGUGAUACAUAAGAGGACUCACACGGGGGAGAAACCGUAUGAGUGUCCUGAGUGUGGGAAAGGUUUUAGUCGGAAUUAUGCACUGGUAUUACAUCAGAGGAUUCAUACUGGGGAGAAACCAUAUGAGUGUCCAGGUUGUGGGAAAUCUUUCAGUCGGAAUUCUGAUCUCGUGACACACCAAAGAACUCAUACUGGGGAGAAACCUUAUGAUUGUCUGGAUUGUGGAAAAAGUUUCAGUAGGAAUUCCCACCUUGUGCUACACCAGAGGAGUCACACAGGAGAGAAACCAUAUGAGUGUCUGGAUUGUGGAAAAAGUUUCAGUCGGAAUUCUGGCCUGGUGAUACACCAGAGAACUCACACUGGGGAGAAACCUUAUGAGUGUCCGGAUUGUGGGAAAACUUUCAACCGUAGUUCCCAUCUGGUGAUACACCAGAGGACUCACACAGGAGAAAAACCAUUCGAGUGUCCCGAAUGUGGGAAAACUUUCAGUCGGAAUUCUGAGGUCGUGAUACAUCAGAGGACUCACACAGGGGAGAAACCGUAUGAGUGUCCGGAUUGUGGGAAAUGUUUCAGUCAGAAUUCCCAUCUGGUAGUGCACCAUAGGACUCACACAGGAGAAAAACCAUAUGAAUGUCCGGAAUGUGGGAAAGGUUUCAGUACUAGAUCUAAACUUAUAAAUCAUUUAGGUUUACAUACAGGGGAGAAACCUUUCAGAUGCCCAGAGUGUGGACGGUGUUUCACACAUUAUUCAUCCCUAAAGGCACACACGAAAAUCCACAUGAGGCAGACAUUGAUGAGUGUAGAAAAACCCUGAUUUUCAUUUCUGAUUUCCCAUUGGGAAUGCAAAUCAACAAUUUAAUUUUUGGCCUUAUUCUCUUUAGUGAAUCAUGUCUCAGUAUUGGACAUAAGGGAGGAGAGAAAAAUGGAAAAUUUUACUUUCGUGAAGGCUAACUACCUGUAUCUGACUAUCAGCAGAGUGUAGUGGAUAAUCAGUUUUGCAGAAACAGUGCAAUUGCCACACAAAAGCGUCUGUGUUGGUUUUUUGUUUUGCAUAUUGAUCAUCAUAGAUCAUAGAAAUGCCCCAGGCAGAAUUUGAGUUUUCUAUCUGGAUGUCUUCCAGAUUUCAGCCCCAGAGUUUUCUAGCCAGUAGAGACUUUGCAGAAUGGUAUGGAAUGAUAGUCAAGAUUGCUAUGAGGCCCUAGUAAUCUACAUAUCAUAAAUAAUGUACUACUCUAUAACAUAAUAAGAGCACCCAGAUUUAUUUAGAGUUUGUGGAUUGUAAAGAUGAAGAAAAUGAAAGGAGACGUAGAGAGUAUUCGGGAUUCAUCUUUUCCUAACACCUCCAAAAAUCAGUUCAGCUUUAAUCCCUGUUCAGAUUUGCUCUAAAAUUGGGGCUCUGAUUUUUCAAAAAUUCCCUACUAGUAAAGAGAGAAAAAGUACUUGGAGUAAGCAUUUAGCUAUGCAGUUGAAUGAUCCUGAUGUUGCUGAAUUUAGAAGACACCAAAGAAUUCAAGAUUGUUUCUUUUCAUGUCUUCUUUUUGUGGAUAAAAAACGUUCCGCCUGUCGUGUUGGAUGCUAGAAAACAGUGGUGAUCUCCAAUUUAUGACUGAAGAGCCAGCAUUGUCCAAAGACACUUCUAUUAUCAUGUGGCUGGCAAAACUAUAUGCCGAAAGCGCACAGAAAAUUCUUCCCUUCCCACUGAAGUGGUAUCUAUUUAU
This is a messenger RNA of Notechis scutatus (mainland tiger snake), 4458 nucleotides long. The record is from RefSeq and is a predicted model, not a curated record. NCBI's taxonomy places the organism in Eukaryota, Metazoa, Chordata, Lepidosauria, Squamata, Elapidae.